AUGCGCCGCUCCCUCUCCGUCGCCGUCGCCCCGGCCGACCCCAUCGUCCACAUCUACCGCGGCCUCCUCCGCCAGGCGUCCUACCUGCCCCCCAUAUGCCAGCCAUACAUCAGACAACAGAUCGUCUCCCGCUUCCGCCGACACGCCGCCGAUCAGCCCACCUGCCUACAGACAAAACGCCGCGUCCGCCAGGCCCGCCAUGACCUCCGCUUCCUGUACGCGGCCAACAACGGCCUCGUGGACAAUCUGUACCGCAUCCUGCUCCUCGUCUUCGGCAGGACCGGCAGCAGGAGGAGGCUGCUUAUCCACGCCCUCCUGCGACAGGACCCGCCCGCCGACUCUGCCCAACUCGAAGCCGCAAUCGCACGCGAUACAGACUCCAGGACGUACACCGCAAAGGACGGCUCCCUCGCCCAGCGGCCCCCAGACUGGCUGGAUAAGUGGGACACCCGCAAGCUGCGAGCACUUGCCGUCUCCCAGGCCAAGCGCGGCCCAGUCCACAGCCCCAGGCCCGAUAUCAAGCCCAGCCAGACAGACCCGGCCGCCAGGCUGCCCCGCAUCGACAUCUGGGAGAGGCCACUGCCGGCCAAACUGGCCCGGAGCAAGCUGCGCAAGGAGUACGUGCGGCUCAUCAAUCGCAUCCUGCCCCCGCUGCCCACCAGCGACUGGCAAACCCUGCGCGCCCUGGCCCUGGGCCACGCCGACAGCAGCGCUCUGUGCCAGAUGCCGCCCAGACGCCAGCCCGCCGCUCCUCUGCAUGGCGACCACGGCGACCACGGCGCAAGCACACAGUGGCGUUGGCACGCCUACGCCACCGAGCCCGUGCGGUCUGUUGACCGGGCCAGCUCCAGAUCCCAGCGUGGCCGCACUGGUCACCCGGCGCCGGGCCCGCACGGGCAAAGCGCCCCCAUCGGCCUGCGCAGAUACACGCCCAGGUUACUGAGACGGCUGUAUGCCAAGGUAUGGGAGAUGACCCCCACCAUGGAAGCGAAGCCCGGCGUGGAGGGCAAGUGGGACAUCGCCUGGGGCAAGGUGUCCAAGGACGUCCCUAUCGCGGCGGCCGCACAUGCCACUUUCUUCGACGGUGCCCCUGAAGUCACCAGGACGGGGAAGAACAGGGCCAGGCAACUCUAG
Diaporthe citri is the source of this 1134-nucleotide messenger RNA. RefSeq lists its product as uncharacterized. The record is from RefSeq and is a predicted model, not a curated record. Lineage: Eukaryota; Fungi; Ascomycota; Sordariomycetes; Diaporthales; Diaporthaceae. Bases 1 to 1134 code for a protein of 377 amino acids. The transcript has a single exon.